GAAGGUUGCCCUACGUUUGUUUACUUUUAAAUAAUAUUUUGAGUAGAAAUUAGAAUACGUGGCUUCCUAGUCCAAUCCAUUGUCGUCUAAACAACGUGAAGCGCGUCUACUCUCUCAGUCCGAUCGGCUGUUAAUCAGAGUGCCGGCAUCGAUCGUAACCGUCUACCGAUAAUUACCAUCAAGUGCCUACGAUGAUACGAUUUGUUUGUCUUCUCUGAACAAAAAUUCUAUAAUUCUAGCCAUUAUUCUCAGAUCGGAAAUUUUUCAAGAACAUGUUUUUUCAAUUGAUGUUGAAAAUUGAGGUUUGAAAUUCAACCUUUUUUAAAAAAAUAUAUAUAUAUAUAUAUAUAUCUCUUUCUUUAAGAACUCUUAUAUGGUUCCGAAAAAUCAAGAGUAGGCGUCAGACGGUUCAGGUUUGCUCGGAAGGUGGAAAUGGCGUCCUUGCAAGGUUUCCUUGCUACUGUUUCUCUACUAGAGGUUGUUUUCUUAGCAACUUUACUGACUGCGGAGAAGACGAAUCCACCUUUGAGUUCUGAUGCCAUGUUUGGUGAUGGAAAAUCUCCGAACUUCCCUUAUGGUUCACCUUCUGUCAAGGAAGAAGAUGCUGCUUCUGUUACAGGACAUCUAGGUCUUUCAGAUGGAAAGGAUAUUGAUAUAAUCGCAUCAUACAGUGAUACUUCUGGUGCUGUUCGAAUUAGUAGGGUGAAAAUGAGGGACCUUUCUGCUUCCUGGGUCUUGGAAAAUCCUAUUGAUAGAAACCAUGACCAGCCAAAGAGUUGGGAGACAGUGGAGCACUCAUUUCGCUCUCCAAUGAUAUUUAAAGAGAAAGACGAGAAUCAAUCUGGAGGCAGUGGAAUCCAAUAUCCUCAUCUACCAUCAAUGAGCCCUGUGAAGCUCAAGCGGAAGAUUAUGCGGCAAGAAAGGAAAAAUCUUCGAACUGCUGAGUUAUUAAGUCUAGAUAAAGAAGCUGAUAACCAGAUGGCCGCAGCUGCAAUUGAACGUUCUAAUAGUCUUGAUACCACCAUCAAGGGAAAAUAUAGCAUAUGGAGGAGAGAUUACGAAAACCCUAAUUCUGAUUCUACCUUGAAGCUUAUGCGGGACCAAAUCAUAAUGGCUAAAGUUUAUGCAAAUAUUGCCAAGUCUAAGAAUGAAAGUAGUCUUUAUAACUCUCUAAUGACACACUCCAGAAGAAGUCAACUUGUUAUUGGAGAAGCAAGUUCUGAUGCUGAGCUUCAUUCAAGUGCACUUGAUCAAGCAAAAGCAAUGGGUCAUAUCCUUUCUAUAGCAAAGGAUAAAUUAUAUAACUGUCCUGUGGUUGGGAGGAAGUUUAGAGCCAUGCUUCAAUCAACCGAAGAAAAUGUAAAUGCGCUAAAAAAGAAGAGUGCCUUCUUGAUUCAACUUGCUGCAAAAACAGUACCUAAACCAUUGCAUUGCCUCCCUCUACAGCUAGCAGCAGACUAUUUCCUACAGGGCUAUCAAAAGAAAGAGCAGGCUAACAAACAAAAGCUUGAGGAUACUUCCUGUUACCACUAUGCCAUCUUUUCUGAUAAUGUUCUAGCAACAUCAGUGGUUGUUAAUUCUACUGUGCUGCAUGCUAAAGAACCUGAGAAGCAUGUUUUCCAUAUAGUCACAGAUAAACUGAAUUUUGCUGCAAUGAAAAUGUGGUUUCUUGUCAACCCUCCUGCUGGGGCAACAAUCCAGGUUGAAAAUAUUGAUGAUUUCAAAUGGCUGAAUUCCUCCUACUGUUCUGUUCUCCGUCAACUUGAAUCUGCCAGAAUUAAAGAAUAUUAUUUCAAGGCAAACCAUCCUUCUUCUCUCUCUGUGGGUUCUGACAAUCUCAAAUAUAGGAAUCCAAAAUAUCUGUCCAUGCUGAAUCAUCUCAGGUUCUAUCUCCCCGAAGUUUAUCCAAAGUUGGACAAGAUCCUAUUUUUAGAUGAUGAUAUAGUGGUUCAGAAGGAUUUGACACCUCUUUGGUCCAUUGAUCUGCAAGGGAUGGUGAAUGGUGCUGUAGAGACCUGCAAGGAAAGUUUCCAUAGGUUUGAUAAGUAUCUCAAUUUCACUAAUCCGAAGAUCUCUGAUAAUUUCGAUCCAAAUGCUUGUGGUUGGGCAUUUGGCAUGAAUAUCUUUGACUUGAAGGAGUGGAGGAAGCGAGACAUCACUGGAAUAUAUCAUUAUUGGCAAGAUGCGAAUGAGGAUAGAACUCUUUGGAAGCUUGGGACGUUGCCGCCAGGGCUGAUAACAUUUUACAAUCUGACAUAUCCGCUGGAUCGGAGCUGGCAUGUUUUAGGACUUGGAUAUGACCCAGCACUCAACCAAACAGAGAUACAGAAUGGAGCUGUUAUACAUUACAACGGAAACUACAAGCCAUGGUUGGAUUUGGCUAUUUCCAAGUACAAGUCUUACUGGUCUAAAUAUGUCAUGUUCGAUAACCCUUAUCUUCAGCUUUGUAACAUCGGUGAAUGAUAAUACAUUUUUGUUUCAAUAGAUUUAACACAGGGAUACUUACACUUUUAUAUUAUUUAUUUGUUCUCUAAUGGAAAAAUAAAAAUUAAAUUAUUAUUAUUGUUA
Messenger RNA from Ziziphus jujuba (common jujube), 2568 nucleotides. Its product is annotated as probable galacturonosyltransferase 3. Gene Ontology annotation, molecular function: polygalacturonate 4-alpha-galacturonosyltransferase activity. NCBI's taxonomy places the organism in Eukaryota, Viridiplantae, Streptophyta, Magnoliopsida, Rosales, Rhamnaceae. The transcript has 9 exons. The record is from RefSeq and is a predicted model, not a curated record. Bases 433 to 2463 code for a protein of 676 amino acids.